GAUAACAAAUUGUUCAACAUUCCAUUUAUAAACAACAUACGGAAUAUAUAGUCUGAUUAUUUUGCAAUUGCGAAGUAUCAAUCAGUCUUCUACUGACUACUCUUCACGUUAAACUAACAUUUGCAGUUCUUAUUUGCGCAAAACAAAGCUAACCUUACGGAAAGCCGUAAUAUUGCGUUAGUUGUCAAAUAAUAUAUAAACUCACCUUGGUCAAUAAUCUACGUGUAUUAUAUUAUUUUUAAUCGGACAUGAAUCACAUCAUAUUUAAAUAAAAUGUCCCACGAAGAUUUCCAAAGAUGGAUCAACGAGGUGAUGCCAAAGAUCAUCGAGAAUCUUGGACCAAAUGUCGAAAAAGUACGAUAUGAACUACGCGAAACUACAGGCAUUUUUAUGAUAUCCAAUAUAUAUCGUGUACAUCUGCACUUUAAAAACAAGAUAAGCGGACAGAACGAAGAAUUGUCUAUGGUACUGAAAAGACCCAUGCCGGGCUUUAACGAGAUAACUCACAUCGAAUUUCACAACGAGAUCCUGUUCUAUCAGAUAUACAUUCGACCGGACGAGACCUACGCGAGAUGCUUCUACGCCAAAGAAGAACCACCCAUCGACUCUGUAAUCGCCUUAGAAAAUGUUAACGGACGAGGAUAUUAUCCUUGUCCACAUGUAUAUAAUCCUCCAUUGGAUUACACAUUAGCUGCGAUACGCGAGUUGGGAAGAUUUCAUGGCAAAGGAUAUGUCAUGAAGGAGAUGCAGCCAGAAAAGUUCUUCGACAUCGUGGCGCGAAUUCAAGAAGUUAGAUACACAAAGAGGGCGGAGAAUAUAUACGAGUUUAUAGCCAACAUUCAGUCGGUACGCGUGGUAGAAUAUCUUCGCAGUCAAGGCCAUGAUACAGUUUUCUGCGAUAAGAUGGAAGCCUUAUUUUCGAACUCGUUCGACGAAGUGAUGAUGAAGACGGUGCAGCCACUGGAACCGUUAGCCACGUUGUGUCACGGUGAUUUUACGUUGAAUAAUAUUCUCUUCAAGACAGAAGGCGAUGGACAAUAUCGCCCGAUGUUAAUUGAUUUCGCGCUUAUCAGAUACUCGACGCCCGUUAUCGAUCUUUCGACGCAUCUUUUUCUGUGUUGUUCGAAUGAAAUAAGAAAAAACAAAUUUUCCGAGAUCAUGAGAGCCUACUAUGACGCGCUAAAGGAGUAUCUGUUGGACGCCGGCAUUCAGGACAUUGAGAAGUAUUCGUACAACGCUUUGUUAGAUGAUUUUAGUAGAGGUGCUCUCUUCGGUUUCAUGCUUAUGCCCUCUUUUCUAUCGGUAUUACUAGGACAUGUCAGUCCAGAAACAAUAAGAAAAGAAAUAUUAGAUUUAGGAGCUUUAGAAAGUGCAAAGAAGAUGAAAUACGCUGGCGGAGACAAAGUAUCUAAAAUACUAGCUGAUGCAUUACUACAUCUGAGAGAUCUUGGCUGUCUGAAAUAUUUCUUAUAGUCGCGCGAUAUAAUUUUGAUAUAUAAAAUAUGUUGUUAAACUAUAUUGUAAAAAAAAACAGCACACAGGUUUAAUAAUAAAUAGUUUUUAUGUUGUGGUUCAUCAAAGGUGUAAAAUACGUUUUCUAUAACAUACAAUGUCCAAUUAAUGUUAUUUUAUACCUUUUACAACGCACCAAUUUUAUUUUAUAUAUGGAAUUCAUAUAUGAAAUUUAACCAAAAAUUUUCGAAGAAUCUUUUCUAAAAAUUUUUUAAAAAUUUAUUUCGGAAAAGCUUUAAAACAGACUUUGAUGCGUACUCAAGUAAUUUUGCGAUGACAGAAGUAACUCAAUAUGCGACGUGCGCAAUUGCAACGUGGCCAAUUGCAACGCGCGUGAUCAACCGCACGAUAGCAAUUGUAGGUGAACUACAUGGAUUAUGUUAAUUACAAGAACACGUAGUUUUAUCGAUGCGGCUGACAUCGGCCGUACCGAUUAAGUUUAUAAUAAUAAAAGCAUAAUACAUUUUUUUUCACAAUAUAAUUUAUCUUUAAAUAUUUCUCUAUAACUAUAUAAUCUUUGGUAUAAAUGUUCUAAAAUUUACAUUCGUAUGAUUAUAAAAUUAAAUUUACUUCUAGCUUGCUUUCUUUUAUCCAACCUCCGUGGUCUUCCUUUUACAGGAAACAUCUUACGUGUCGACAACAUCUAACAUGACACGUAAUUAGUCGAUCGUGUUUGUCACAUUUCUAUCUGUUCUGUAUGUUAGAACAAAUAAAAUUAGAUUUUUGUAAAAAUGUUAUUUUGUUUUCCUACUAAGACUUUCAUUUGUUAAAUAAUUUGUUUAUGUAGCAUUUAUUGGCCAGCAUUAUAGGUAUAUACAGUCCUUUGUAACUUCUAAGUUUACAACAUAAAAUAAAUGUAAUCAUGAAAAGAAUGUGUGUAUAUUAUAUAACAAAUAAUAAAACAAAUAUGUAUGUUACAUCAAUAUACGCAAUAUUUACACUUAAUAUAUCGAUUCUUAUAUUGUUAACAUAAAUAAUAUCUAAUAAUAAUUAAAUAACUAGUCCCGAAGGAAGCACUCUAGUUAACAUUAGAGUACGAGACUGUCAACACUAGUUUAAUUGUUUAGAGAUUUUAAUAAAUAUAUAUUAAUAAA
Molecule: messenger RNA, 2606 nt
Organism: Wasmannia auropunctata (little fire ant)
Lineage: Eukaryota; Metazoa; Arthropoda; Insecta; Hymenoptera; Formicidae
Exons: 1
Coding region: 274-1473 (399 amino acids)
Source: RefSeq, a predicted model, not a curated record